Messenger RNA from Spodoptera littoralis (African cotton leafworm), 1138 nucleotides. Lineage: Eukaryota; Metazoa; Arthropoda; Insecta; Lepidoptera; Noctuidae. The record is from the annotation of a GenBank genome assembly.
UGAUUAUCUGUUAAAAUAAUCAUUUAUAUCACUGAUUAUUAUUUUAUUUUCUAUCUAUUUUAAAUAUAUUCAUGUUAUAGUUUAAUUCCACAAUAAAACUAAUGAUUCAGACUCGUAGACUCGUACAAUAGAUAGAUACAAUGAAACGUUAAAGUUCGUAAGUACCUAUCAGCUUAAUAAUCAAUCGAAUUGUAAAUUAACACCGAUUACAUAAACAAGUGACUGUAGUAUGAUUUUGAAUAAUCUCAUUUAAAUCGAGUGUUGGUGGUGGUUAGUGAUAGCAGUGGUUGAUAGACUUCACAGUAGACUGAUAAGAAUAUAACCUAGAACACAACUUUUCAAUUUAAAAAUGUUUAAAGGUCUAGUUGGAUUAGUGACUGGAGGUGCGUCCGGUCUUGGUCGCGCCACCGUCGAGCAGCUGCUGAAGCAAGGUGGUAGAGUAGUCAUUUGCGACCUGCCUUCAAGUCCUGGACAAGAGACAGCGAAGCAGCUUAAAGAAAAUGUUGCAUUUGUGCCUGUUGAUGUUACAUCAGAAAAGGAUGUCAAGAAUGCAUUACAAACCACCGUAGACAAGUUUGGUCGCUUGGAUGUUGUUGUGAACUGUGCUGGUAUAGCCACAGCGUCUAGAAUCUACAACUUUAAGAAGGAACAGCCAUUUGAUUUGAAAUCUUUCCAGAAAACUAUUGAGGUUAAUUUAAUUGGAACUUUUAAUGUGAUCCGGCUGUCAGCUGGUUUGAUUGGUAAGAAUGCCCCCGAUGCUGAUGGCCAGCGAGGAGUCAUUGUGAACACUGCUAGUGUUGCUGCUUUCGAUGGACAGAUUGGUCAAGCGGCCUACUCUGCAUCAAAAGCUGGCGUAGUGGGUAUGACUUUGCCCAUAGCCAGAGACCUUGCAAAGCAGGGCAUAAGAGUAGUCACCAUUGCUCCAGGUUUAUUCCGAACACCAAUGAUGGAGCAGCUACCUGAACCAGCAAUAAAAAGUCUUGAAGCCACCGUGCCAUUCCCUCCUCGGCUGGGACACCCUCAGGAGUUUGCAUUGAUGGUCCAAAGCAUCAUACAGAACCCCAUGCUCAACGGUGAAACCAUCCGUCUUGAUGGCUCACUUCGGAUGCAGCCUUAGGUAUUGUACAAAGAAACUUAG